Magallana angulata is the source of this 683-nucleotide messenger RNA. RefSeq names its product nacrein-like protein C1. The transcript has 2 exons. NCBI's taxonomy places the organism in Eukaryota, Metazoa, Mollusca, Bivalvia, Ostreida, Ostreidae. Bases 303 to 683 code for a protein of 126 amino acids. The record is from RefSeq and is a predicted model, not a curated record.
CUAAAUUCUAAUAGACAAAUUUUAAGUAACAGUUUUCCGAAUCUCAGAAUUAUAGAUUUUGCCGUCUACCUCUUUUGGUUUAGCGGACGAAAUCGAACAAAUUGAUAAUUAACUGAGGUCAUUAUUUAGGCACAAUGUUUUCAGAAAAAUUAAAAAGACGGAAGCACUUUGAAUUUUACAUGAACCUGACCUGCACCGAAUGUACCAGUUUCCUGACAGCUUUAAUUAAAUUCAGUGGUAUAUAAGUCGCCCUUACCCUUGUGUUUGACCACAGCUGAUUUUACUUACCUGCUGCUUACAUCAUGAUUCGAUCCCUAUUUUUCCUGGCCGUCUGUGUCGCCGCUGCACACUGUGCAUACCCACGUGGAUACAUCCCCAGAGGUGGUCGAAUUGGUGGAGGUAUAAUUGGCGGUGGGGCCGGGAGGGGUAUAAACGGAGGUGGACACGGAUGGAACGGAGGAAACAAUGACAACGGAUUAAACAACGGAUUGAACGGAUUAAACAACGGAUUGAACGGAUUAAACAACGGAUUGAACGGAUUAAACAACGGAUUAAACGGAUUGAAUGGUCUGAAUGGAAACAAUGGCUUAAAUGGUCUGAACGGAUUAAAUGGUCUUAAUGGAAUAAACGGAAACAAUGGAUGCGGUCCAUACGGAUGUGGACGUAAUGGAUACCUCGGAUAA